Neogale vison (American mink) is the source of this 1522-nucleotide messenger RNA. RefSeq names its product crystallin zeta like 1 (gene CRYZL1). The record is from RefSeq and is a predicted model, not a curated record. The transcript has 13 exons. Gene Ontology annotation, molecular function: oxidoreductase activity. Bases 95 to 1144 code for a protein of 349 amino acids. NCBI's taxonomy places the organism in Eukaryota, Metazoa, Chordata, Mammalia, Carnivora, Mustelidae.
GCCUGGGCAAGCGGGGGCGGGCCCUCUGCAAAAGGACUCCAAGGUGGCGGUGGCGAAGACGCAGGCCGUUGGGGCAGCUCAGAGGCAGGUGACUAUGAAAGGCUUGUAUUUUCAAAAGAGUUCUACAAAUGAAGAAAUAACAUUUGUAUUUCAAGAAAGGGAAAAUGUUCCUGUUGUAGAGGAUAACUAUGUGAAACUUCAAGUUAAAGCUUGUGCUCUGAGCCAGAUAAAUACGAAGCUUCUGGCAGAAAUGAAGAUGGAGAAAGAUUUCUUUCCUGUUGGGAGAGAAAUUGCUGGAAUUGUGUUAGACGUUGGAAGCAAGGUGUCGUUCUUUCAACCAGAUGAUGAAGUCGUCGGAAUUCUGCCCCUGGAUUCUGAAGACCCUGGACUUUGUGAAGUUGUUAGAGUGCACGAGCAUUACUUGGUUCACAAACCAGAAAAAGUUACAUGGACAGAAGCCGCUGGAACCAUUCGGGAUGGAGUACGAGCCUAUACAGCUCUGCAUUAUCUGUCUCAUCUCUCUCCUGGAAAAUCAGUCCUGAUCAUGGAUGGAGCAAGUGCCCUUGGUAUGAUAGCUAUUCAGUUAGCGCACCACAGAGGAGCCAAAGUGAUUUCAACAGCAGGUAGCCUCGAAGACAAGCAGUGCCUUGAAAGACUUAGGCCUUCUCUAGCCCGAGUCAUCGAUGUAUCUAAUGGAAAAGCCCACGUUGCUGAAAGCUGUUUAGAAGAAACAGGUGGCCUGGGAGUUGAUAUUGUCCUAGAUGCUGGAGUGAGAUUAUAUAGUAAAGAUGAUGAACCAGCUGUAAAAUUACAACUACUACCACAUAAACAUGACAUCAUCACACUUCUUGGUGUUGGAGGCCAUUGGGUAACAACAGAAGAAAACCUGCAGUUGGAUCCUCCGGAUAGCCAUUGCCUUUUCCUCAAGGGAGCAACGGUGGCUUUCCUUAAUGAUGAAGUUUGGAAUUUGUCAAAUGUGCAACAGGGAAAAUAUCUUUGUAUCUUAAAAGAUGUGAUGGAGAAGUUAUCAAGCGGAGUUUUUAGGCCUCAGUUGGAUGAACCCAUUCCACUGUAUGAGGCAAAAGUUACCAUGGAAGUUGUUCAGAAAAAUCAAGGAAGAAAAAAGCAAGUUGUUCGAUUUUAAUUUUGUUCUUUCUGAGACCUCAGUUGGAUAAACCCCCUCCAGUACUUGAAGCCAGAGUUUCCCUGGGAAUUGCUCAGAAAAGUCAAGGAAGAAAAAAUCAGAUUGUUCAGUUUUCCUUCUGUGAGUCAAGACGCUCAAAGUUAUUUAAGGUUUUUGAGAAGUAUUUGGAAAAAUUAUUGUACGAAUGGUCAAGACAGUUCGUUAAUUAAUGUCUAAAGGGAAUAUGCUGAAAUUCUCUUGUGCUUGUUUUGAUACAUCUUCCUCUGUUAUAAAAUUCUUUCCAUGAAGAAAAUUGCUUUCAGGAAAAGCUAUGCUACUCUAUUGAUAAAGUUGUUAGUCUUUCGGUAUGUCAAAAUAACGUUAUUACUUUUGUACCAA